This is a messenger RNA of Phytophthora nicotianae INRA-310, 2083 nucleotides long. RefSeq lists its product as hypothetical. The coding region runs from base 1 to 1758 and encodes 585 amino acids. NCBI's taxonomy places the organism in Eukaryota, Oomycota, Peronosporomycetes, Peronosporales, Peronosporaceae. Gene Ontology annotation, molecular function: oxidoreductase activity, acting on paired donors, with incorporation or reduction of molecular oxygen; monooxygenase activity; heme binding. The record is from RefSeq and is a predicted model, not a curated record. The transcript has 2 exons.
AUGGUGCUGCCUUUUGCCAUCGCGGCGUCGUUCAUAGCUGCUGCGGUGGCCUAUUUCACGUCCCCGAAUGAUCAAGAUCGGGCGGUCUGUGAGCUGCCUACGCCGCGGAGCACACUACCGCUGGUCAAGAACACGCUGGAUCUCGUGUUCAUACAGCGCGCAAGGAUCUACGACUGGAUCUUGGAGCAAUGCCGAGAGCAUAGAGGCCAACCGUGGCGUGUAAGGGUGCUUGGACGUCCUCCUGCUGUCAUCCUGAGCUCCCCGGAAGCCAUGGAGGAUGUCUUGAAGACGCAAUUCGACGUAUUCAUUAAAGGCCCUACCAUCUCAGAUAUUUCCCACGGACUACUAGGCGACGGCAUCUUCGUCGUGGACGGCAUUAAGUGGAAGCACCAACGCAAAACUGCGAGUAAUUUCUUCUCCAUGAACAUGAUCCGCGAUGCAAUGGAGAACGUGGUGCGCGAUCACAGCAAACUAUUGACGUCCACGUUGAACGAGGCAGUGGAGAAUGGAGAGACACUCAACAUCAAGCGCGUACUGGACUUGUUCACGAUGGAUAUCUUUACCAAAAUCGGCUUUGGAGUGGAGCUGCACGGGUUAGAGACUGGUGGUAACAGUGGCUUCAUGGAGGCUUUCGAGCGAGCAUCGAGUCGCAUUAUGGCACGAUUUCAGCAGCCCAUGUGCAUGUGGAAGCUCGCACGCUGGCUCAACGUCGGGGCGGAAAGGCAAAUGGCGAAAGAUGUAAAGCUCAUCAACGACGUAGUGUAUGAUGUCAUCCACCGUAAUUUAGAGGAGAAAGCGAGUCGAAAACGGAGUGGAGAAAACUCUAAUAGUUACCGUAAAGACCUCAUCUCACUCUUCCUCGAGAAAGCGAGCGUUAACUACAGCGAUGACGACCAAACUGAAAUAACCCCAACGAUGCUGCGGGAUAUGUCGAUGUUGGCUGAAGAUAUUAAAGUGGUGAACGAUCUGGUGUAUGGAGUGAUCUCUCGCUCAAUUGACGAGAAGAAUCGUCAGGGAGUAAAAGAAAACAGUCGAAAAGACCUCAUCACCCUGUUUAUUGAGAAGUCUGAGGUUGAGUAUACGAAGGGUGUGCAUACGAAGAAGGACCUCAAACUGAUGCGCGACUUCGUCAUCAGUUUCUUAGCAGCUGGACGGGAGACAACGGCGACGACCAUGUCGUGGGUCAUCUUGAUGCUCAACAGAUAUCCGAAGGUAUUGGAGCGCGUUCGACACGAGAUUAAAGACAAACUUCCAGACCUCGUGAGUGGCAACAUGCGCUCACCAACCUUGGAAGACACUCAGCAACUCGUCUACCUGGAAGCGGUUGUCCGAGAAACACUGAGACUUUUCCCUGUUGCUGCUGUGUCUGGACGCUCCGCGACGAGAGAUGUACGUCUGUACGAGGGCACAUUGAUCAAGGCAGGGACGCGAAUUGUACUGCCUCACUACUGUAUGGGGAGGAUGACGACUGUGUGGGGUCCAGACGUCGAUGAGUUCAAGCCGGAGCGUUGGAUUGACCCCAUUUCAGGGAAAAUCAAGAUGGUGUCGCCGUUUAAGUUCAGUGUGUUCUUCGGUGGACCACGCAUUUGUCUGGGUAUGAAGUUUGCACUGGCGGAGGUAAAAAUCACACUCGCUAAGCUCUUGAGUCAGUUCGACUUCAAGACGGUGAAAGACCCUUUCGACUUUACGUAUCGUGCUUCCAUUACGCUCCAGAUCAAAGGCCCAUUCGACGUCGUCGUGUCUCGACUCAAAGUUUGAGAUAGUUACCGAGCAUGUGAGUUAAAGGUAACUCUUGCCUUGCAAUUACGAACAGCAGCCUGAACAGUGACGAGAUCCAUAUAAACUACAGGAAACGGCUGCAAUCCUAAAACUUGGUCCAAGAGCAUAUUUGAAACAAAGGUAUGCUUGCCCUGAAGAAGCACUAGUGAAUAAGUUUCGAAGGUUUGGAUUUCCUGUGUCAACGCGCCUGCUUCGUAGCCCUGUGUGUACUAGACUUCUCCAAGAUUAUAUUUUAGUUUCAGCAUUUUAAGAUAAUAGAGCGCUUAAGCUGUUCAGAACGAAACGCAAAUCUGAUGAAAACCUG